AUGGAGGGAACAAAACAAAAAGGAAAACAACUAUCAAAACAAUUUUGUCAUAAAUCGAUUUGUACUAAACGUAAUGUUUCCUCAAGAUCAUACAAAUUGCACCAAAAAGCAUUGAAACUUACCACAGCCAAUCAUCGCGAUGAACAAGAAAAUUUUGACACAUUCGGCACUUGGGAUAAUAGAAUUGAUCUUCCCCUAUUACUGCAAGCUAGUAUAGAGCAUGGUAAACCAAUUCCUAAAAUAUCUGUGGGAAAUGUUGGAUCAGCUAGCAACAUAGGAAGACGAAUUUCUAAUGAAGAUAGAUACAGGGUUUUAGAGCUCCAACCUGAGUUGUUGUAUUUUGCUGUGUUUGAUGGCCAUGGAGGAACGGAAUGUGCAGAUUUUUGUAGUGAGCAUAUGGAGAAUUAUAUUAAAUAUUGGUUAACUAGGGGUGAGAGGGACUUAGAAACUAUUCUUCAGUAUUCCUUUCAAGAAGUGAAUAAUGCCUUUGCCAGACAUGUUAUUUUUAACUGUCCAGAAAAAGAAGCUGCCAGUUCAGGAACUACUGCUACUGUUUGUCUUUUAAGAAACAGCAUUGAACUUGUGAUUGGUCAUGUAGGAGACAGCAGAGCCAUGCUUUGCCGUGAUGGUGAAGCAAGAAAACUUACUACAGAUCACACUGCAAAUUUAAAAAGUGAAAAGGAAAGAAUUUUAAAAUCGUCUGGUACAAUUAAAUCAGAUAACUUAGGUCAGCAUCUCGUAAAUGGGAGAUUAGCAAUGACUCGAAGCUUAGGAGAUUUGGAUUUAAAACCUUAUGGAGUCUCAGCUCAACCAGACACAAGAUCUUUAGAAGUUAAACAUGGCAGAGAUUCAUUUUUGAUAUUAACUACAGACGGUGUUAACUUUUCAAUGAGUGAUCAAGAAAUAUGUGAUGCCGUGAACACUUGCCAUGACCCAUUCGAGGGGGCAGGAUUCGUCACAGAUCAGGCAUUACAGUUUGGGUCUGAAGAUAAUACAACUGCUGUGAUCGUUCCUUUUGGUGCAUGGGGAAAAUAUCAAAACCAAAGGAAAAUUGCUCUAAAUUUUGGUCGCAGUUUAUUGAGAAGUAACAGGUAUUAAAGAAAGUGUGCCUGUUCUUUGAAAGAAAAUAAAGCUCAUUUACUUAUUUAUUCAUUUGGAAGACAGUUUUUUUUAUAGAAAGUAUAUGUUUAAUCAGUCUAGGUCUGGUUCAUGUAUACAGGAAGAUGAACUUAUAUUGUAGAUGAUAGCAAUAACUAUAUUUAUUAAUAGGUUGUGACAGAAAUUAGACUUAGUUUUUGUUGUAUUACUGUUACCAAUAUUUUAUAAUAGUAAUAGAUGUUGAUGAAGCAUUAACUUAAUUGUGAUUUUUCCUUUUAAAAAUUUGUUAUUGUUUUAUUUGCUUUUUUAGUCUUAUGUGUUUGUAAGAUGAGCUGUUGAAUUUUUUAUCUGAUAUUUUUUAAAGUUAACAUAAAAAGGGAAUGCAUUUAGAAACUUAAUCAAUACUUAGUGAAAAACUUUCCCAGUGGAAUCAUUAAUUCAUGUGCUUUUUUAGCUUAUUUUUGAAAACAGACUUUUACUUAGUUUUUACCUCAAUACUUUAUUUAUUAUUUUUUGCACUUAAUUUAUUUUUAAAAACUGCUGCUUUUGUUCACUUUUCAAUUGUUAAGACAUAUGGGACUUGUUAUUUAUCAGUAUUUUGAUUAAAUGUAAUGACAGGGUUCCCACUCUAUUUCAGACAAACAAUUCAUUGACUUUUCCAGGUAUAUCAGGUAAAUUACAGAAAAUCCAGUUCAUAUUUUAUCUCUACCAUGGAAUUUUUCCUCAGAAAACUUUUUUAUUUAUUUAUUUGUAAUGCCAAAUAUUAGAUUUUGUGAGGAAAUUUUUUUUUGAAUGAGAAUGGGAACAUGUCAGUUGAACUAAAAUGUGAAAUUUUUAUAACAAGUAAUUGUAAUAGAUGCUAGAAUUAUUUAACUCCAAUCUCAAUAAUUUAUUACUGUUAUUGACAAUUUAAAGACUGGUUAUCUUCUAGGUAUGAUAUAGGAAUUUUCUAGGUUUUUGUAAAAUACUGCAAUUUUACCUGAUUUUUGGAACUAAAAUAAAAUUCCCCGACAAUUCCAGGUUUUCCCUUUUCUACUUGACCUGUGGGAGCCCUGUAAUGAGUAAGUUUAGGGAUAAAAAGUGUUUUCAAUUUAAGAAACAAAAACUGUCAUACAGAGAGGUGAAAUUUUUCAAAAGAUUCUCCACUAGAUAUCAUAUCUGAUUUAUAGAAUAAUAUUUUUUCAUUUAUAAAAAAACCUGUGAAUCUCAUAAGUUUAACUUAAAUCAAUAAAUAAUUGUAAUAAAAUGAAAUGUUUAAAAUUAUUUUACUAUCUUAGUCUACUUAUUUGUAUUAUUCUUUAAAAUUUAACUGAUGUUACAAUUUAAAAACAUAGCAUGCUUUGAUUAUUUCUUCAUUCAAGCUUAGAUGCCUUUUAUCAAUCUUACUUCUAAGAUCAAUAAAAUUCUCAUUUCAAAUCUAAUCAAAAUUCUUCAAAAGUUAAGCUACAUAUGUAGUUUUUAACGAGAAAUCUUAAUCAUCUCUUUGACCAAUAAUUCGAGUUAUGCCAAAUUAAUUUAUAUUCCCCCUUUUUUUCUUCAAAUUAAUUCCAUGAUAAUUUAAAUUGAAAUGUAACAUUUCUGGA
This is a messenger RNA of Parasteatoda tepidariorum (common house spider), 2681 nucleotides long. RefSeq names its product protein phosphatase Mn(2+)-dependent 1K. Gene Ontology annotation, biological process: protein dephosphorylation. The record is from RefSeq and is a predicted model, not a curated record. Gene Ontology annotation, molecular function: protein serine/threonine phosphatase activity; cation binding. NCBI's taxonomy places the organism in Eukaryota, Metazoa, Arthropoda, Arachnida, Araneae, Theridiidae.